AUUCUCUCUCUUCCUCACUCUCGUGCGCGCUAGGCUUCUUUGAAGCAGAGCUAAUUCAAGAAUGUGUUUGAAUAGCAAGCAAAAGUACCACGAGCGAACAAUUCAAGUCGGCAUACUUUUGUUAUCGUAACUAAGAUCUAUCUUCGGUGUUGAUAUGAUCUUUCUAUCAAGAGAAGAUCGCUAGACAGAAAAGGUACCACCGAAAGAAGGUCGACCUCACCGCCUUUGGUAAACCGAAGCAGAGAAAGAUAAAGAAGCAAAGCUAGGUCAUUCGAUUAGGGAACCUUCUUCUUUUUCGCAUCUCCCAAAGUCCAAUGCUUUUAUGCUUGUUAACUCCUGCUGCGCUGUGUCGCGCCGCUGCCGUAUCGCCCAGUCUUUCGCCGCUGUUGCCUUGCCUCGGGCUCGCCUCAUCUGUUCGUCGUCAAAACUCCAAAGGAUUGAGGUAUCCAUUCUUCAGUUAAUGGGCUCGCUGAGUUUUGACAAAAUUUGACCAAAAAUAAGCUUUGACAAUCAAAGGGUUGCUGAGUGGGUCAUUGUUGUUUUCAAUCGCCUCCGUCAUCCUCCGUGUCACCGUCUUCAACAUCCUAAAUCUCAUACCAUUCAACAUCCUGCAUCAAUGGGGAAGAAAGGAGGAGGCAAAAAACCGCCAAAAUCAGAAAUAAGGUCUCAAAACCCUGUUACUUUGAGGGAAGAAGCCAUUGGAAAAAUAAAAACGAAGCCAAUCACUAACACCAAGUCACAUUUGAGAAUUGAACACUUAAAAAAGCUUGCAGUGUGGGCCACCACCGACCCUCACAUACCGUCUUUGGGAGCCUUCUACGGGCAGCAUUUGGCCACCGUUUCAGAGGCCGCCGGAGUACCUCCCGGUCCUUCUUUAAUCACUUGCCAAAGGUGCGAGACUGUUCUUCAUCCCGGCUUUAAUUCAACUGUAUGGAUUGAGAAGAAUAGAUCAAGGGUCAGGAAUAGGCACAAGAAGUCUGGCAGCAUCGCUCAAAACAAUAUAGUGUACACGUGUCAUUUCUGUUCACAUCAGAAUCUCAAGAGAGGUACCCCUAAGGGACAUUUAAAAAAGAUAUGCCCGACAAAAGACAAAUCGUCCUUAGAAUCAACACGUGCUACAAAACCAACCAUACAUGAAUCUUCAAAAUUAGAGAAAUGUGUUGGAAUCAAAGAUAAAGCUGAUGAAACAUGCGCUUUUGGUUUAGAAGUUGUAGUUAAGGACGUCACUUGUAUGAAUGGUUUUAAAACUCCGACAAGUACAAGUACACCAACCUUGUUAGAAGGAAAGAAGCGAAGGAGAAAUAGUUCUACGUCGAAGAAAGAAACUGAAACUCCAAGCAUGUCUGCAAAGUUAGAAGUAACAAAUAUUCAGAGCACAGCGAGCAAAAGACGGAAAAAAUCAUGGACCAGUUUAAAAGAAAUUGCUCAGAGCAAAAACCAUAAUAGUCAAGUUGCUAAUUUGACAAUCCCGUUUUUUUUAUAACUAGAAGAUUUCUGCAUUAAGUUAUUUAUUAUUUAUUUUUAGAUUGUGACAUGAGCGUUUUUUUCUUCUAUGCUAAUUUCACUUUCAAGCAAUUUUGUUGUUUUUGCUGUGUUGAAUACUCUGGAGUUACAUUUUUUUGUACAUCUUCAAGCACUUUGUUGAUAUGUUCCUUCUAACACUAAAAUUAAAAACAUCUCACAUUACUGAUA
Messenger RNA from Cicer arietinum (chickpea), 1692 nucleotides. RefSeq lists its product as uncharacterized. Gene Ontology annotation, biological process: RNA processing. The record is from RefSeq and is a predicted model, not a curated record. NCBI's taxonomy places the organism in Eukaryota, Viridiplantae, Streptophyta, Magnoliopsida, Fabales, Fabaceae.